Salvia splendens (bonfire salvia) is the source of this 699-nucleotide messenger RNA. RefSeq lists its product as uncharacterized. Gene Ontology annotation, molecular function: zinc ion binding; nucleic acid binding. The record is from RefSeq and is a predicted model, not a curated record. The transcript is spliced from 2 exons. NCBI's taxonomy places the organism in Eukaryota, Viridiplantae, Streptophyta, Magnoliopsida, Lamiales, Lamiaceae. Bases 1 to 699 code for a protein of 232 amino acids.
AUGGACCCUGCUCGCAGCGAGGCGCUUACUUGGGAAGAGUUUACAGAAGAAGUUUACAACAAGUAUGUUCCCAUGAGUUAUCGGCGGGCGAAGGUAGUGGAGUUUCACACCCUAAAACAAGGAAACAUGACGGUCACGGAGUACGACCGCGCCCUAUGUGAGAUGACCCGUUAUGCGCCAGAAUUGGUAGACACAGACGAGAAGAUGGCUGCGAAGUUUCGUUCCGGCCUUAGACCCAAGAUAAGGGUAGCUCUGGCCAGUCGUAGGGGAAUUCCUUAUUCUGAGGUGUUGGGUUGCGCUCUAGACGUGGAAGAAGCGCUGCCCAAGAAUGAGAGGACAACAAAUCCUGCACCAAUUGGAGGCAUUCGGUGCUAUGCCUGCGGUGGAAAUGGGCACACGUCUCGAGAGUGCCCAAAUAACAACAAGGGUGGAGUGAAGAAUGGGCAAGGACAGAGGCCACCCCAACAGCCACAACCAAUCCGACAAGUGGCCCCACAGCAAGCGAGGGCAUAUGCGCUAAGGGGAAAUCAAGGGCAGGAACCCCAAGCCAUCAAGGGCAAGGAGAAUUUGGCAGGUAUGGGAAAGCUCCAACAACUUCCUAUUAUCGUGCUGUUUGAUACGGAUGCUUCGCAUUCUUUUAUUUCAAUGUCAUGUGUGAAUGCCUUAGACUCGUUACUGCUAAUCUUGAACCGAAAUUGA